AUGGUUAAAUAUAUGAAGAGAUGUCAUGAUCGGCAUGAAAAAGUCGUUGAAUUCAGACAACCUGAAGAACUAAACAAGUUGAUCAACUUUGAAUUAAAGGAUACACCUGAAGAUUUGGCAACCGUUAUAGAUUAUUGUCGAGAAACAUUAAAUUAUUGCGUAAAAACUGGUCAUCCUCGAUUUUUUAAUCAACUCUACGGUGGCAUGGACAUUGUUGGUCUUUGUGGACAGUGGCUAUCAGCAACAGCUAAUACAAGCAUGUAUACAUAUGAAGUUGCUCCAAUUUUUGUGUUAAUGGAAAGAGCUGUUCUAAGACAUAUGGGACAAUUAGUUGGCUUUUCUGAUGGUGAUGGUAUAUUUGCACCAGGUGGAUCGUUAUCAAAUAUGUAUGCCAUAAGUUUAGCAAGGCACAAGAAAUUUCCAACUAGUAAAAUGGAAGGAUUGUUUUCUUUACCUCGUAUGGCAAUAUUAACUUCGAAACACAGCCACUAUUCCUUUAAAAAAGGAGCAUAUUUUAUGGGUUUUGGUCUAAAUAAUGUAGUUAUGAUCAAUUGUGAUGCAAAAGGCCGCAUGUUGGCUUCUGAUUUAGAAAACCAAAUAAUCCACCUUCAAUCUCAGGGUAUUGCACCCAUAUUGGUCAAUGCUACGUCUGGUACAACAGUCUUUGGUGCUUUUGAUCCAUUAGACGAAAUUGCUGAUAUAUGCCAGAAGUAUGAUUUAUGGUUACAUGUCGAUGCUGCUUGGGGUGGUGCAAUUAUUCUAUCAGCAGAAAAACGUCACUUGAUGAAGGGGAUGCAUCGAAUUGACUCUAUUUCUUGGAAUCCGCAUAAGUUUAUGGGUUGUCCUUUUCAAUGUUCCGCUUUCUUGACAAAAAAAAAGGGACUCUUAGAAGAAUGUCAUGGAAUACCGGCGUCAUAUUUAUUUCAAAAAGAUAAAAUGACAUACGAUAUAUCAUAUGAUACCGGAAAUAAAUCUAUUCAAUGUGGUCGUCAUGUUGAUAUCAUGAAAUUGUGGCUGAUGUGGAAAGCUAAGGGGGACCAGGGAUUUACCAAAAAGCUGCAUCAUGCUUACGAAAUUUCUAAUUAUCUAACUGAGAAAAUUCGGAACCGCGACGGCUUCGAAUUGGUUGUUGAGCCCGUUUAUGUAAGUAUUUGCUUCUGGUAUAUACCUACGGCUAUCAGAAACUUAUCUGACGGUGACGUUAAACGGAGAAAACUAAGUCAGGUAGCACCUCAAAUUAAAGCCGGAAUGACCAAAAGAGGCUCAAUGCUCGUUGGCUAUCAGCCUAUGGAUGAUAAAGUUAAUUUUUUCCGGAUGAUCAUAUUAAAUAGUGCUACAACAUUUGAUGACAUGGAUUUUAUUCUUGAUGAAAUCGAAUCACUUGGAGAAAGAAUUGAAUUUGUACAAAAUGGUUUUCACAAUCCGUAG
Messenger RNA from Trichoplax adhaerens, 1428 nucleotides. RefSeq lists its product as uncharacterized. Gene Ontology annotation, cellular component: cytoplasm. Lineage: Eukaryota; Metazoa; Placozoa; Uniplacotomia; Trichoplacea; Trichoplacidae. The record is from RefSeq and is a predicted model, not a curated record. Gene Ontology annotation, biological process: carboxylic acid metabolic process. The coding region runs from base 1 to 1428 and encodes 475 amino acids. Gene Ontology annotation, molecular function: carboxy-lyase activity; pyridoxal phosphate binding. The transcript has 13 exons.